CGCCGUGAUCUCCUAUUAUUGUCCCAGUGGAGAAGUUGGAGAAAAACAUCGUCUGCCACGCCACUUGCGGUGCCGUCGGACCGGAUCGUUCCCAGCACUUUCGUCGCUGCCAAUCUUACCUUUUCUUUCUCCGCGCUGAUGCCAGCGGGGGUGAGGAGGCGACUUAGUGUACCGCCUGCCUCUCCAUGAGCCUGACCAACCCGCCAUCCUCCACCGGAGGUCCUUUAACUGUCUCCUCAGUCAGGCCCGCGGCGGCGCCAUCUGUCAGCCAGAAUCUGACCAAGAGGAGUAUGCAGGCCGCUCUUGACGAUCCAUUAGAUCAAAGGAGGACCCCUACAAGUGGAUAUACGAGCAAAGUCCGCGUUCGAGAGAAGUACCACAUUAUUGGCUUCAUCAGCAGCGGUACUUAUGGCCGAGUAUACAAAGCCAUACGCAGAAAUGGCCAAAAAGGCGAAUUCGCUAUCAAAAAAUUUAAGCCCGAUAAGGAGGGCGAGUUGAUCCAGUACACGGGCCUGUCGCAGUCUGCCAUUCGAGAGAUGGCUCUUUGUUCGGAGCUCUCCCAUGCUAACGUGGUAGGACUCGAAGAGAUCAUCUUGGAGGACAAGUGUAUCUUCAUGGUCUUCGAGUACACAGAGCACGAUCUGUUGCAAAUCAUCCACCACCACACCCAGCCACAGAGACAUCCCAUCCCGGCACCCAUGGUCAGAUCGAUUUUGUUCCAGCUGUUGAAUGGCCUGCUCUACCUCCACAGCAACUGGGUACUCCACCGCGAUUUGAAGCCAGCGAAUAUUCUCGUCACCUCGUCUGGAGCGGUGCGCAUAGGGGAUCUUGGUCUUGCACGAUUGUUCUACAAACCUCUUAACUCCUUGUUUUCUGGAGACAAGGUCGUCGUGACGAUAUGGUACCGUGCCCCAGAACUGCUACUUGGCAGUAGACACUACACGCCAGCUGUGGAUCUUUGGGCGGUUGGAUGUAUCUUUGCAGAGUUGCUGUCACUUCGCCCGAUCUUCAAAGGAGAAGAAGCAAAAAUGGACAGCAAGAAGACGGUUCCGUUUCAGCGAAAUCAGAUGAUGAAGAUCAUGGAAAUCUUGGGCUUGCCGCGCAAAGAAAACUGGCCGGGUCUGGUUUCGAUGCCGGAAUAUCCCCAGCUCCAAAACCUGGCUUUGUCUAGAGGCGCAGGUCACUUUAAUAAGCCGUCCAAUUUGGAGGGAUGGUACCAAAGCUGUCUAAAGAAUGGCGGCUAUUCUCAAAAUUCGAGCGCUGGUACGCCCGGUGCGGACGGAUUUGACCUACUGUCUCGGCUGCUCGAAUACGACCCGACCAAGCGGAUCACCGCCCGCGAGGCCUUGGAGCACCCUUAUUUCAAGAAUGGGGGCCCCAUAAGUGCUAACUGCUUUGAGGGGUGCGAAGGGAAAUAUCCGCAUCGUCGCGUGACUCAGGAUGACAACGAUAUCCGCACCGGUAGUUUACCCGGCACCAAACGGAGUGGUCUGCCAGAUGACAGCCUAGUCGGGAGGCCGCCAAAACGUCUCAAGGAUUGAAUUCUGUUUAGAUGAUCUGUGUCUGCAUUAUCUGGAGUUUGGCAGGGUCUGACAAGGCUGGUGGUCAUGCCGAUAUAGAGGAAAGGGCGUUUUGGGUCGUAUACAUUUUUCGUCGACUGCUGACUUUCGACUCCCGCAUCUUUAUUGUUAAGACUUAUUUUUUUUUGGCUCUUGUCCAACACGGGGUUUUU
Molecule: messenger RNA, 1732 nt
Organism: Paecilomyces variotii
Lineage: Eukaryota; Fungi; Ascomycota; Eurotiomycetes; Eurotiales; Thermoascaceae
Product: serine/threonine-protein kinase SSN3
Exons: 3
Coding region: 186-1541 (451 amino acids)
Biological process (GO): protein phosphorylation
Cellular component (GO): mediator complex; nucleus
Molecular function (GO): cyclin-dependent protein serine/threonine kinase activity; RNA polymerase II CTD heptapeptide repeat kinase activity; ATP binding
Source: RefSeq, a predicted model, not a curated record